AUGGAGCACAUCGCGGCGCAAUUGAAGCGAGGGAUAUCGCGGCAGUUCUCGACGGGGUCUCUGCGGCGGAACCUGAGUCGCCAGUUCAGUCGCCAGUCGUCGCUGGACCCGAGAAGGAAUAACUUGCGAUUCAGCUUCGGCCGGCAGUCCUCCCUUGACCCCAUACGCCGCAGCCCCUCCCACGACGAUGAAGACGAAGCCGAUCUCUCCGUCCCCGAUAAUCUCGACUCCACCAUGCAACUCCUCUUCCUCGCCUGCCGUGGCGACGUCAACGGCGUUGAGGACCUCCUCAAUCAAGGCGUCGACGUCAACAGCAUCGACUUGGAUGGCCGUACGGGGCUCCAUAUAGCCGCAUGCGAGGGUCACGUUGACGUUGUUAGGCUCAUGCUUACCCGCAAGGCCAAUAUCGAUGCUCGUGAUCGCUGGGGCAGUACGGCAGCUGCUGAUGCUAAGUAUUAUGGGAAUACAGAAGUUUACAAUAUUCUCAAAGCACGUGGAGCCAAAGUACCGAAAGUCAGGAAGACACCAAUGACUGUUGCAAAUCCUCGAGAAGUUCCAGAGUAUGAGCUCAAUCCGUUAGAGCUUCAAGUUCGAAAGAGUGAUGGUAUCUCAAAGGGAACGUAUCAAGUGGCUAAAUGGAAUGGUACAAAGGUUUCUGUAAAGAUACUUGACAAGGAAAGCUAUUCAGACCCUGAAAGCAUUAAUGCUUUCAAAAAUGAGCUGGAGUUGUUAGAGAAGGUUCGGCAUCCUAAUGUUGUUCAGUUUGUUGGUGCUGUUACCCAAAAUAUACCCAUGAUGAUUGUUUCAGAGUAUCAUCCGAAAGGUGACUUGGGAAGCUAUCUUCAAAAGAAAGGGCGCUUAUCCCCAUCAAAAGCCCUAAGAUUUGCUCUUGACAUUGCAAGGGGCAUGAAUUAUCUUCAUGAAUGUAAACCAGACCCAAUAAUCCACUGCGAUUUAAAGCCAAAAAAUAUUUUGCUCGAUAAUGGAGGUCAAUUGAAGGUAGCUGGAUUUGGCUUGAUAAGGUUGUCAAAAAUUUCACCUGACAAAGCAAAACUAGCACAGCCUUGGGCUGACCUUUCAAGUUUAUAUGUGGCACCUGAGAUCUACAAGAAUGAAAUUUUUGACAGAAGUGUGGAUGCAUAUUCUUUCGGUCUCAUAUUAUAUGAGAUGAUUGAGGGAAUACAACCAUUCCAUCCCAAGCCUAUAGAAGAGGCUGUGAACCUGAUGUGUUUGGAAGGAACAAGACCACAGUUGAGGACCAAAUCAAAAAGUUAUCCCCCUGUACUAAAAGAGUUGAUUGAGGAAUGUUGGGAUCCAGAACCUGUUGUUAGGCCAAUUUUCUCUGAGAUUAUUGUGCGGUUGGACAAGAUAGUUGCAAAUUGCUCAAAGCAGGGAUGGUGGAAAGACACGUUUAAGCUUCCUUGGUACGUCUCUCUUCUAAGCAUAUCCUAA
Messenger RNA from Prunus armeniaca (apricot), 1452 nucleotides. The record is from the annotation of a GenBank genome assembly. NCBI's taxonomy places the organism in Eukaryota, Viridiplantae, Streptophyta, Magnoliopsida, Rosales, Rosaceae.